Molecule: messenger RNA, 503 nt
Organism: Notothenia coriiceps (black rockcod)
Lineage: Eukaryota; Metazoa; Chordata; Actinopteri; Perciformes; Nototheniidae
Product: alpha-N-acetylgalactosaminide alpha-2,6-sialyltransferase 2-like
Exons: 4
Molecular function (GO): sialyltransferase activity
Source: RefSeq, a predicted model, not a curated record
GUGUUCUUCAGGACCAAUGGGGCCAUCACUAAGGGCUUUGAGCAGGACGUGGGCUCUCGGACCACCCACUACACGUUCUCCACCAACACAAUGAGGAACUCCAUGAGGGCCUACUCCGGUGCUGGGUUUAGAGGCCCCCCUAAGUCUAGUGAAACCCGAUACGUUUUUCUGCCGGACCACGGCCGUGAUUACCUGCUGAUGAAGGCUGCGGCAACACACACAAAAGUAGAGACAGGACCUGAGCGGAACAAAAAUCCAUCCGACUACUUUGGAGCGGAUGUGUCAGCAAAAAAGCUGAAGAUAUACCAUCCUGAUUUCAUCCGUUACCUCAGAAACAGGUUCCUUCGAUCUCAUACCAUGCAAACCAAAUUUAGGAACAUUUACCGUCCGUCAACGGGUGCUGUGAUGCUGUUGGCUGCUCUGCACACCUGCGACCAGGUGGAAUUCAGUGUUACUUUAAGAAAUAGUCACUGUCAGUCAGUUGUGUGUUUACUGUAGGGCAA